UAGAAGAGUGCAAGAGCUUUUGGUCCCAACUGGCUGUGCCUAUAGGCUGUCACCGGGAGAACGGUCCUGUUAAUUGCACUGCUCAGUCACGGAAGGGAGAGAGAAGAGGAGGAGAUACAGAGAGAGAGAGAGAGAGAGUGAGAGAGAGAGAGAAGCCAGAGUGAGAGAGAGAAAACUUUAAUUUAUAGAAGAGGUUUGCUCAAACGAUGAUCGCAGAGCGCACAUGGAUUCGGUAGAACUUUCGCUCCCUGAGUGUUUUUCCCUGCACUCCGAUCAACAGUAGAAUGAAUUUAUCAAAGGCCCAAGUUAAUAGCGAAGAUAAGUACGCCAAAUGCGGCGCUUGGAGAACACAACAGCAAUACGACAUCGAGGCCAGUCACAUGCGUGAUGCACAUGCUCUAUAUAACCAAAGGCUGCUCUGCAGAAUGUCCAGCAAGGACCGCCACAUUGAGUCGAGUUGCCCCUCUUACAUAAAGACGGAACCUUCCAGCCCCGCAUCACUGACGGACAGCGUAAAUCACCACAGCCCCGGCGGCUCCUCAGACGCCAGCGGUAGUUACAGCUCCACCAUGAACGGCCAUCAGAACGGUUUGGACUCGCCCACUCUUUAUGGCCCAACGGGUGCUCUGGGUCCCAGCGGAGCCGGAGCCAAGCGGUACGAGGACUGCUCCAGCACCAUCACAGAGGACUCGCAGAUUAAAUGCGAGUACAUGCUGAACUCCAUGCCCAAGCGCCUGUGUCUGGUGUGCGGGGACAUCGCCUCCGGCUACCACUAUGGCGUCGCCUCCUGCGAGGCCUGCAAGGCCUUUUUCAAGAGGACCAUUCAAGGAAACAUCGAGUACAGCUGCCCCGCCACCAAUGAAUGUGAGAUCACCAAACGCAGAAGGAAGUCCUGCCAAGCCUGCCGCUUCAUGAAGUGUCUGACCGUCGGCAUGAUGCGAGAAGGUGUUCGACUGGACCGUGUCCGCGGCGGAAGACAGAAGUACAAACGCCGGAUAGAUGCGGAAAACAGCCCCUAUUUGAACCCUCAACUGGCUCUGCCGGCCAAAAAGCCAUUCCCCUUUGGCUGCCUUGCAGAUAACAAGAUUGUGUCUCACUUGCUGGUGGCGGAGCCUGAGAAGAUCUACGCCAUGCCUGACCCCACAGUGCCCGACAGCGACAUCAAAGCCCUGACCACGCUCUGCGACCUGGCAGACAGGGAGCUGGUGGUCAACAUUGGCUGGGCCAAGCAUAUUCCAGGGUUUUCCACACUCUCGCUGGCGGACCAGAUGAGUCUUCUGCAGAGCGCAUGGAUGGAGAUCCUGAUCCUGCGUGUAGUCUACCGCUCUCUGUCUUUUGAGGACAAGCUGGUCUACGCUGAAGACUACAUCAUGGAUGAGGAUCAGUCCAAGCUGGCCGGCCUGCUUGACCUGAAUAACGCCAUUCUUCAGCUGGUGAAGAAAUACAAGAGCAUGAAGCUGGAGAAGGAGGAGUUUGUCACUCUUAAAGCUAUAGCCCUGGCUAACUCAGAUUCCAUGCAUAUAGAGGACGUGGAAGCUGUGCAGAAGCUCCAGGACGUGUUGCACGAGGCCCUGCAGGACUACGAGGCGGGCCAGCACACGGAGGACCCGCGCCGGGCCGGCAAGCUGCUCAUGACCCUACCGCUGCUCCGGCAAACCUCCACCAAGGCGGUGCAGCACUUCUACAGCAUCAAACAGGACGGCAAAGUGCCCAUGCACAAACUGUUUCUGGAGCUGCUGGAGGCCAAGGUCUAACUCCUCCCCCCCGGCCCGCCACGUCACACCCACAGAGAGCUGGAGGGGGUACGUCACAGACUCCGCCCCUUCACCGGGCAGACACUGACUUACUCUCUGCCGCUGUUCGUGAAACCUUUGUCUAUAAACUUUAUCAAAUAAUAACUAAAAACAUAACCGUAACGGUACUUCUAAUUACUGACAAUGAUACGUAAAUAUAAGAAUGAUUUAAAAUGUGAUUAUUGAGAAAAAAUAUGAAGUGGAAAAAAAAAAUGACUGCUCUCAUUAUUCAGCAGUGGGACUUGAAACCAGCCGUUGACUUGUUCUUCUCGAAAAUCUGAUGCUGAGUUUUUUUUUUUUUUGUGCUUUUGAAAUAUUUUGUUGAUUUUCAAAAGAGAAUUACCGAAGCCGAGAAAGACCAGCCCUGCCAAAGGAAGGAGGUCCACCCAGUGGACACCAGCAAGAGAAACUUUCCCCAAACUGUACCGUCCAGCUUCCAUGUCGCUGAAGGAUUCGACCCUCUUUACCAUAAGAGUAGUGACUAUAUGCAGUAUUACAUUAGAGGUCCUCGGAGCAGUUUGACAACGCGAUAGCCAAACGGAGAUUUUGAAGAAGCUGCUCCUCACCAUUAUGUAGCCAUGCGGAUCGAUCAUGUGUGUGUCACUCCCUCGUCCUUUUCUUUCAAGUCUUCCAAACACGUCUAGCCUCUUUUAACGAUUUCGUUUCGAUCUUUUCAGGGAAUAGCCGAAGCUUUAGUCUCUCAUGCAAUACUGAGCAAAGAAGAAUCGCAGUGGUCACGGAACAGACUCAUUUAUUUAUUGACUUUUAUUUUAUUAUCUUUUAUUCAAGUGUAUUUGUACUGUACUGAAGGAUGUAAAUAUAUGGUAUGGUCAACAAACACAAUGUUUCUUCAUAUAAUGUUAAUAAUAGAUCGUUAUGUUUUUCUACCGAC
Messenger RNA from Pimephales promelas (fathead minnow), 2685 nucleotides. It is a transcript of the gene esrrga, whose product is annotated as estrogen related receptor gamma a. Gene Ontology annotation, biological process: regulation of DNA-templated transcription. Lineage: Eukaryota; Metazoa; Chordata; Actinopteri; Cypriniformes; Leuciscidae. Gene Ontology annotation, cellular component: nucleus. Gene Ontology annotation, molecular function: steroid binding; zinc ion binding; nuclear steroid receptor activity. The record is from RefSeq and is a predicted model, not a curated record.